AUGUGUAGCCGGCACCCCGGAGCCGCCGUGGGCAUCAGCUCACCCAGGCCUCACAGGUCUGUGACUGACAAAUUCCCGGGCCUGGAAAUAUCUCUCAUCAGUAUAUUCCUGCUUCCUGGAACCCUAAGGGCUUUCUGGAUCUCUUGGGAAGCACUGGGUUAUGUCUUGCCUUUCCAGAAAGCCAUUGAUCUGGUGACAAAAGCCACAGAAGAGGAUAAAGCCAAGAAUUACGAGGAGGCGCUCCGGCUCUACCAGCAUGCCGUGGAGUAUUUCCUGCAUGCUAUCAAGUAUGAGGCACACAGCGACAAAGCCAAGGAAAGCAUUCGAGCCAAGUGCAUGCAGUACCUAGACCGGGCGGAGAAGCUGAAGGAUUAUUUACGAAACAAAGAGAAGCAUGGCAAGAAGCCAGUCAAAGAGAAUCAGAGUGAGAGCAAGGGCAGUGAUAGUGACAGUGAAGGGGAUAAUCCAGAGAAAAAGAAACUGCAAGAACAGCUGAUGGGUGCUGUUGUGAUGGAAAAGCCCAACAUUCGGUGGAAUGACGUGGCUGGGCUGGAGGGGGCCAAGGAAGCCCUCAAAGAAGCUGUCAUUUUACCAAUUAAAUUCCCACACUUGUUCACAGGCAAGCGGACCCCUUGGCGGGGGAUACUGCUCUUUGGACCCCCCGGCACAGGGAAGUCCUACCUGGCCAAAGCAGUGGCAACAGAGGCCAACAACUCCACCUUCUUCUCUGUGUCCUCCUCAGACCUGAUGUCCAAGUGGUUGGGGGAGAGUGAGAAGCUAGUCAAGAACCUGUUUGAGCUGGCCAGGCAGCACAAGCCCUCCAUCAUCUUCAUCGACGAGGUGGAUUCGCUCUGUGGAUCCCGCAACGAGAAUGAGAGUGAGGCCGCCCGAAGGAUCAAAACGGAAUUCCUGGUCCAGAUGCAGGGGGUGGGGAGUAACAACGACGGGACCCUCGUACUUGGUGCCACAAACAUCCCGUGGGUGUUGGAUUCCGCCAUUAGGAGGAGGUUUGAAAAGAGAAUUUACAUCCCAUUGCCAGAAGAGGCUGCCCGCGCCCAGAUGUUCCGGCUGCACCUGGGGAGCACUCCCCACAACCUCACAGAUGCCAACAUCCAUGAGCUGGCCCGGAAGACGGAGGGCUACUCGGGCGCAGACAUCAGCAUCAUCGUGCGGGACUCCCUCAUGCAGCCAGUGAGGAAAGUGCAGUCAGCAACACACUUCAAAAAGGUCUGUGGCCCUUCCCGCACCAACCCUAGCAUUAUGAUCGACGACCUCCUGACCCCAUGCUCACCAGGCGACCCAGGGGCCAUGGAGAUGACCUGGAUGGAUGUCCCUGGGGACAAACUCUUAGAGCCUGUGGUUUGCAUGUCGGACAUGCUCCGGUCUUUGGCCACCACUCGGCCCACCGUGAAUGCAGACGACCUCCUGAAAGUGAAGAAAUUCUCAGAGGACUUUGGACAGGAGAGUUAAAAGCUUCUUGACUUGUGUGAUGGUGAAGGUGGGAGGUUGAUUGGGGUAAAUUCAUGGUCCUCUCCAUGUCGGUGGCCUGACAGGGCUCCAGGGCUCAUCCUAAAGUCACUAUGGCGUCCCCUCUGCUGUCUGGCCACCAGCUAGGGAGCAGGAAGGAAGGGCUUCCCUGGCCGCAGAGUCGCAGAAGCACAUUUGGCUUGGGAAUAUUGGCGCUUCCUCCUCCUCCAGCUCUCCUGGAUGCUCACCACCUCCUUGUCCUGCCUCUUUGGUUUUUUUAAACCAUUUUUUGUUCCCCUAAAUUAAUGCUGCUUGGAUUUUUGUCUUGUUUAUAAAUAAAGUUAAAGUCUCCCCAAAGCAUCAAGGAGUAGGAGCUGCCCGUGCUGUGGGGUAGGGGCAGCAGACCUCCAGAACGGCUUGCUAGGCCCCAGCUGCCCGCCUCUUCUAGACCCAAGUUUCACUCCUUGUGAACAGAAUGGCUGAUGCCCGGGGUGCCCAGCCCAAGCCCUGCCUGUAAAGGCUGAGAGUAAAGCUAAGCCAUUUGCUGCCUCUGGGCCCUGUGUCCUCCCUGCAGGAGGAGAGGAUGGUUUUUGUGAGCACAAAGCUGUGUAGGUCCGAACAAGUGAAGGCAGUCAGGCGGGUUUCACUGCUGCCUUUUCUUCCCUCUGAAUGUGAGAACACCAAACCCAGCCACUGCCCCUGGGUCCCUGUCCUGAAAGUGGGCUAAUAAAUCCUUUUCCCUUCUUGA
Messenger RNA from Vicugna pacos (alpaca), 2215 nucleotides. NCBI's taxonomy places the organism in Eukaryota, Metazoa, Chordata, Mammalia, Artiodactyla, Camelidae. The record is from RefSeq and is a predicted model, not a curated record.